UUUCUACAAAUCGCGCGGGUACACAUCACGGAUGGCGUGACGCACACUACAAGAGUUUUCGGCCAGUAAGGGCUAGAACGUCACAACCUUCGACUCCUCGGCGUUCAUUUCACGAGCGUCAAAUGAACCUAUCCUGCGAACCCAGCGGAGCGCGCCGAGGAGGAGCGACCAAAACUUGCGGAGAAAUACAUUUCUUCCUGGCUACGGUCGCUCAUUACGCCAUGGUAUUAAGACAAUUGUUCUGGCCUCUCAAUAACCGACGUGGACACGGGUGACGGACCGAAAGAGCUUGAGAUCCGGGGAGACAUGACUUGAGCAGUAUGCCAGAGGAAGAACUGAAGAACCGAUCUGCACAGACUGGUGUGGACCUUGGGGAUGCGCAAGACAGCACGGGCACUUGUAACCAAGGCAAUGAAAUCCAGCUGACACCUCUGUCCCCGCCUGGCUUUGUAGUGCUGGUGGUCAGCAUCACAAGCGCACUGUUCAGCAUUUACAAAGGAAGCAUUCUGUUGAGAAUGCUCAAGCAGCACACUAUGAAUGAGGAAGAAGCACGUUUUGGAAUACCACAACGCGCAGAUGCAUUUCACGGAACAGUUUUUGUGUGCCAAGGUGCGCUCUACUGCGUCCAGAUCUACUUGCUGGUGAACUACUCCAAUCGACGCAGGAAGAUUUCCUGGAUGGUACUGUUGGCGUUUGUGGUGUGCAGUCUUCUGCUGAGCGACUUUGAAGAACCACUUCACAGCGUCUUCUUCCUGAGCAGUGCCGUCCUUGCCACAGUGUGCGUUGUCUUCCGCCGCACUCAACUCAAGACGUCCAGCUACUGAACUCUGAUGGAAGAUGUCCUUUUCAUGCAGUCAUCACAUUGCUUAGCUUUUAACAUAUGGCACGUCAGUACUGCCCUGCAACUUCGUUGUCGCCAGCACGUCUGUGAUAGGUCUUAUUGUCUGUGUGCCGUCUUAGAAAAAUUGUUAUGUGUAUCUUUUCCUCCAAGCUUAAUAUUAAUUACUUAGGAGUGUAGCAAAGACAAAACUGGGAAGUGUUCCACCUUCAGUCCGAGCGCACUGGACGCCACGAGCUAUCCCAGCCGAUCCAGCGCCAGGAGAAAAUCGUGCGACCUGCCGGUUGCGCAGAGCGACACAGGGAGCUCAAGGUCACAUGACACUCAAUGCUAGAUUGGCUGGGAUGGCUCCUAGCGUCCGUUGCGCACGGACUGAAGGUGAAACGGAGUAUAGCCCUCUACUUUUCUAGUUACAUCUAUACUUGCAUUGGAUACGCAUGGUCACAUGAAACUACAAUGAACAGAUAUAAACCGAGAACGUUAUCGAGUUUUCACACCAUCAGUGGCAAACACUGAAGCCAGGUCUGCAUACCAAUGUCACGGCAUAGACAUUUUUAUAGAAGCACAAGAUCUAAAAUUGAAUGCAGUUCAAAUGAACAUGCACUAAACUGGGCAUUCUUUUAGUUCAAAGCACUAGAACUUUGCCAUAUCUGCAAUGGUAAUAGGAUUCAGUUGCUGUGCAAUAACCACAUCAAUUCCUCCCUGCUGGUUGGAUUGCACCAACUAACUGUGUAUGUGGCGUGCCCAAACAAGAACCAAGCUGCCAAGUUAUGAACCAGUCUACUGUAACUAUCGUUUCCAAUGAAUGUAUCAACCCUUGCUAUUGGAGGAAAGAAUUCUAAACAGCACUUUGGAUGCAAGUAAAAAAAACCUUGAGCCUUUCCACUCUGGUGAAGGAAGAAGCCGUACUACCGUACUAUCUGGGAAGGAAGUAAUGGCUGGCCGCAAGUUGGCAAGCCAGAGUGGAAAGGCUGGAAAGGUUGCCGCGAUCUAUGAGCGACGGCGGCAACCAGACAACCGCCAAACAACACUCUGGACAGUUACUGCCAUCUAUGAGCGACGGCGGCAACGCCGGUAGUCUGGGUGCCGCCGUCGCUCAAAGAUGACGGUAGCUGUCCAGCGUUGCGUCGACAUCUCUUUGGGGACAGACACUAUCCUGCGGACACAAGCCCUUAACAGCUCCGCUGUAAAAUGUCUACUUGUCAUAAGAAUGUAACAAGACUGGUAUCGCUAAAGGAGGCAAGAUAAAUCAUUAUGAGAAAAAUAACUUUAAAUAAAUUGCAACAAGUGAUGCAUGCAAGUACUAUGGCAGAUACAACAGCUCAUACAAUCUUUCCUUUAUUGUUACAACACCAGGCAAUAGUAUGUUUACACACAGGGACAAUGUCUAUGGACACUCUUCCCGACAUACCAACCAAUACCAGCAAUAUUAGCACUUUUUCAUCUUCGUCCACAUAGCGGUCACUAAAACAAGUCUUCAUAUCCUUGCACAAAGCGUAAAACAAAAUCCAGAGCUUGUAAUGCUCGAUUCACGCUUUGUCCAAACACUUUUUUCUGCACGCGUAAAACAUGGGCAGUAGUGGUUACAUCAAAAAUAAGUACCUCCCGCUAUAAAUAGCCAUUAAAAAAAAAAAAGAAAGAAAAA
This is a messenger RNA of Ixodes scapularis (black-legged tick), 2483 nucleotides long. RefSeq lists its product as uncharacterized. The record is from RefSeq and is a predicted model, not a curated record. Bases 321 to 824 code for a protein of 167 amino acids. NCBI's taxonomy places the organism in Eukaryota, Metazoa, Arthropoda, Arachnida, Ixodida, Ixodidae. The transcript is spliced from 5 exons.